This is a messenger RNA of Coregonus sp. 'balchen', 13440 nucleotides long. NCBI's taxonomy places the organism in Eukaryota, Metazoa, Chordata, Actinopteri, Salmoniformes, Salmonidae. The record is from the annotation of a GenBank genome assembly.
AUGGAUUCGCGAAUAUCAGGCGGGACCGGUGUCGUUGGUACAACCGCUAACGUUAGAUCAAAUUUGCCUAACGUUAGAUCAAAUUUGCAAGGACCCAGUUCAGGUAACGGGAGAAGGAUGACUUCCAAAAAAACGCGUUCAAAAAAAGGGAAAAGAAGAAAGAGACGGAGGAGUAAAAAGACGAAGACCAACAGAACACCACCAUAUUUACCACCGGAGGUAAAUGCUAGCUACUGUAGCUAGCUGCAGCUUGCUAUCAAGUUCAUGUUAGUUGGCUAGCUAGCAAAAUUAUCCAAUGCUAGGCUAGCCAGAGCCUAGCUAUUUACAAAUUCUGACAUUAUUUUAGCUAGCAUCUGGCAGAUGCUGUCGUCUGAUCUUUUUCGAUGGUAAGAAACUUUUUGGCCAUAUGUAACGUUGUUAUAAGCAGGGAAUGGACAUUUGUUUGUUUGUUGACAACAACAACAGCUGGCUUUCUCACAUUACAAUCAAUGUUGUGACUAGCUGCAAGAGAGCAGCUUGGCAGCUUCAUGAUGAUGUUGCAAGAUACAUUGUUUCCCUGGUGGUGCAUAGAUAUAAAAUAUUGUACUGAUAGCUUGCUGUGGUGUGGGUAGUUUUUAUUAAGAAGUACAUUAGUCAACAGUGGGUUGUGCUUGUCUGUCAAAAUACAAAUUGCAGUACAGGCACACCUUUUCAAAACAUGUCCUUCCCUCUGUUUCUCUCAGGCUGAAGAGGGAAACAUUGAAUAUAAGGUACUAGUAUACAGUUCUUUAUUUUUGCAUGUCAUCUUCCAUUUCACCUGUAGCUAGUAAUCAAAAGACAAAAGACAAAACCCAUCGAUGUAUAGGCAUGCACGCUCUCAAACACGUGGUUCACUUGUUGGACACUUCUUGGUAGUGAAGUGCUGUCCCGUGCUCUAUCUUCACUGCAGCUGAAGUUGGUGAACCCCACACAAUACCGCUUUGAGCACCUGGCCACCCAGUUAAAAUGGCGUCUUCAAGAGGGACGGGGUGAGGCGGUGUAUCAGAUUGGGGUGGAAGACAAUGGCCUGCUUGUCGGAUUGUCAGAGGGAGACAUGAGAGCCUCGCUGAAGACCCUACGGAGGAUGGCAGAGAAGUAUGUCACUAGCUCGUUUGCAAACGUCACCAAAGGCACAAUCUGGGAUACUUUAUUCUGCUCAAUGGUCAUUUCAAUUAUACCCAUAGAUUUUUGAAGAAACUACUUUAUAAAUGUCUAAUUUGACAGUUUGCCAUUGUUGCUGUAUUUACCAGUUGCCCCUCAGUUUGGUGGGUGUUGGUGAUAAAUGUGCUAUCGCUGCCUCACUAGGGUUGGUGCUGACAUCACACUUCUACGAGAAAGAGAGGUGGAUUACGACUCGGACAGAAGCUGCCGGAAAAUCGCAGAGGUUCUUGUCCGAAAAGUUCCAGACGACCAACAGGUGAGAUUAAACAGCAGAGGGGCUGACUGUGUGCUGAGACGUGGUCCAGUGGUAACACUCCUGGCUCCAUGCAUAUAUGCGACCCCCCCCCCCCCCCACACCGAAGACUGUGGUUAAAUUCCCUUCUCACUGUGUCUCCUCCUCACCUAUCUCCCAUUGUUUCUUUCCUGUCUGUCAAUAAAGCAUUAAAAUGCGAAAGGAGAGUGACUCUCCACUCUCCUUAAAAAAACUGCAGAGUCAGAUGUCCUACCUCUACCAUUUGUUUUGCACUCAAUUAUAUAAAUGCUCAAUGGUAAGCUGUACAUACAAUGGAGGGUUUCUGCCACGCCGAUCUGCUGUAAUUUGUGUGUGUAUGAGAGCAGUUCUUGGACCUGCGUGUGGCGGUGCUGGGAAACGUGGACUCCGGGAAAUCCACACUGUUGGGCGUGCUGACGCAAGGCGAGCUGGACAACGGGCGAGGCCGGGCACGCCUCAACCUCUUCAGGCACCUUCACGAAAUCCAAACGGGCAGGACAUCCAGCAUCAGCUUUGAGAUUUUGGGCUUCAAUAGCAAAGGGGAGGUGGGUAACAGCGUCUUAUAGGUGACAAGAUAGAGGAAGGAAGGAUAAACACACAUUCGUUUUCCUCUUCUUUGAGCAAAGACUAUAAAAAUAAAAUAAAAAACGUUGUCCUCAAAAACGACACUGAUAUAACAAAAACGUGUAAUAACACAAACUAUGUAACAGUUCGCAAAUGUUUUGAACAUCUUCUAUUUGUGACUAACCCAUAAAAACAGCGUAACAACGCACAAGUGAAUUGAACUUCCUCUCAUGUGGCUUUUGAAGGUGGUGAACUACAGUGACUCCCGUACAGCCGAAGAGAUUUGCGAGAGCUCUUCUAAAAUGAUCACCUUCAUUGACCUGGCCGGCCACCACAAGUACCUGAAGACCACCAUCUUUGGCCUCACCAGCUACUGCCCAGACUUCGCCAUGCUGGUGGUCAGCGCCAACACAGGCAUAGGUAAGCCUGAUCAUAUAGCUAUAACAUUGUAGAUUGUGCGGGCCCUGGUAACUUCUACAAGAUUUGUUUGGCCCAGCAAGCUAUGAAAAGUGAUGUGCGUUUGACUACUUAUGUGACCACUGACUAGGGUUACAUAGAGGGCGUUAAUUGCGGAUGAGGUCAUUGUUUAUUAGAUGUUUUUCCAUUCAUCUUUAAUGAACCAUAUGGUCUAUUUACUAGAAACUCAUGGACAACAUGGACACCAUUUCUUUUUUUUUGUUACUCAAGUAUAAAUUACCAAAGUUUCCAUAGAUUUCCAAAAUAAUCAGUUAAUUACCAAAAGUCUGGUAACUUUUGUAAAUUACUGGGAGUUUUGCAACCCUACCACUGACCCAAUCAUAUACUAUUUUCUCCCCCUUAGCUGGCACCACCCGGGAGCACCUAGGCCUGGCCAUGGCACUUAAGGUGCCCAUCUUUAUCGUGGUCAGCAAGGUGGACCUGUGCGCCAAGGGCACGGUGGAACGCACAGUACGCCAGCUGGAGCAUGUCCUCAAGCUGCCCGGCUGUAACAAGGUGCCGAUGGUGGUGGCCAGCCCGGACGACGCUGUCACAGCUGCCCAGCAGUUCGCUCAGUCCUCCAGGUAGACCUAGAAGGAAACUGGAAUUGAGAUUCAGAACCCCAACUAUACACCACAUAAGCCUUAGUCCAGGGUGACUAGAAGGGAAUUGACUUAGCAAGCAUGUACGGCAAUGUUGUUUGUAUUGGUGGGGGAAAAAAUCAAUACAGUUACAUAUUGGGAUAUUAUUUUUAACGAUAUAGCAUAUCUUUUUGACAAUAUCACAAUAUUAAUUUUGCGAUAGCUGCACUAAAACUCCAGUAUUUUUCCUUCGUAGCUUGUUCUCCAUCUUCUUUUUAAAUAUGGAGCCAAUUUGUUUUCAGCACUUUUUUAUUUCCAUGACUGAUCAAACCUGUUUUCUCAUGGCUCUCUCUUGUCCCUCUGCAGCAGACAUAUGGUGAGCAAUAUGUUUGGAACAUCGAAUCACAAUAAAAUCGCAGUAUCAAAUCGCAAUACAUAUAGAAUCGUGAGAAUCGCAAUACAUAUCGUAUCGGCACCAAAGUAUUGUGAUAAUGUCGUAUUUGUCAGUGUAGCUGUAGGUGGGUGUGGUGGUGGAAUCAGGCGCAGGACGCAGAACGUUAGUCCAAAAGACUUUAGUAGAUGCACAAAACACAAGCACGAAUAAAUGCCCUGAGGCGAGAACUCCGCACGUAGGCGAAAACAAACGGGCGCACUAACAGGUGCGACAAAAUUUUGAAUAUUUUGUCUUGCUGCUUUUUGUUCUAUGUUGCUCUGUCUGUAUGCUACGUCUUGCUUGUCCUAUGUUGCUAUGUCUGUAUGCUAUGUCUUGUUCUAUGUUGUUAUUGUCUAUAUUGUAAUUGUUUUUAAUAACCUGCCCAGGGACUGCGGUUGAAAAUUAGCCGGCUGGCUAAAACCGGCACUUUUACUGAAACGUUGAUUAAUGUGCACUGUCCCUGUAAAAAUAAACUCAAACUCAAACUCAAACUCAAAACACUCCAAACACUAUGGAGAAUAGCUCAACCGAGCAAACAGUAGAAUACUAGCCUACCGCACGACAGUAAAACAAUCACACACAACACUUGACAAACACAACGAGAACUUAUAGGACACUAAUGACACUAAACGAUAACAGGUGUAACAACAAUCAGACAAAAGCAAACGAACAUAGAAACAUGCAACGGUGGCAGCUAGUAUUCCGGAGACGACGAACGCCGAAGCCUGCCCGAGCAAGGAAGAGAAGCAGCCUCGGCCGAAACCGUGACAGUACCCCCCCCCUUGACGCGCGGCUCCAGACGUGCGCCGACUCCGGCCUCGGGGACGACCAGGAGGACGCGGAGCAGGGUGCGUCGGGUGCCCACGAUGGAAUUCCGUCAGGAGAGACGGGUCCAAAAUGUCUCUCCUCGGCACCCAGCACCGUUCCUCCGGGCCGUACCCCUCCCACUCCACUAGAUAUUGGAGACCCCCCAUCCAACGUCUCGAAUCCAAGAUGGACCGCACGGAGUACGCCGGUGCCCCCUCAAUGUCCAAUGGGGGCGGAGGAGUCUCCCUGAUCUCACUUUCUUGGAGUGGGCCAGCUACCACCGGCCUGAGAAGAGACACAUGGAACGAGGGGUUAAUACUUUUAUACUCAACAGGUAGUUGUAAUUUGUAACACACCUCGUUCAAUCUUCUCAGGACUUUAAAUGGCCCUACAAACCGCCGACCCAGUUUCCGACAGGGCAGGCGGAGGGGCAGGUUUCUGGUAGAGAGCCAGACUCGAUCACCAGGUGCGUACACCGGUCCCUCACUGCGGUGGAGAUCGGCGCUCGCCUUUUGACGACGGAGGGCCCGCUGCAGGUGGACGUGUGCAGCGUUCCAUGUCUCCUCCGAGCGCCGCACCCACUCAUCCACCGCAGGAGCCUCGAUCUGGCUCUGCUGCCAAGGUGCCAGAACCGGCUGGUAACCUAACACACAUUGGAAAGGGGUUAGGUUAGUGGAGGAAUGGCGUAGGGAAUUCUGGGCCAUUUCGGCCCAGGGAACGUACCUUGCCCACUCCUCCGGCCGGUCCUGGCAGUAUGUUCUAAGAAACCUACCCACAUCCUGGUUCACACGUUCCACCUGCCCAUUACUCUCCGGGUGGUAACCCGAGGUGAGGCUCACCGAGACCCCCAACCGCUCCAUAAAAGCUCUCCAGACUCUGGAGGUAAAUUGGGGACCUCGAUCAGACACAAUAUCCUCGGGUACCCCGUAGUGCCGGAACACAUGGGUGAAUAGUGCUUCGGCGGUUUGCAGGGCAGUAGGAAGGCCCGGCAUAGGGAGCAAACGACAGGCCUUAGAAAACCGGUCCACAACGACCAGUAUAGUGGUAUUCCCCUGUGAAGGAGGAAGGUCAGUGAGGAAAUCCACCGAGAGGUGAGACCAUGGUCGUUGUGGAACGGGCAGGGGUAGUAACUUACCCCUAGGCAGAUGUCUAGGCGCCUUACACUGGGCGCACACCGAGCAGGAGGAAACAUAAACCCUCACAUCCCUCGCCAACGUGGGCCACCAGUACUUGGCACUAAGACAGUGCACUGUCCGGCCGAUACCAGGGUGUCCAGAGGAGGGUGACGUGUGAGCCCAAUAGAUCAAUCGAUCCUGAACCUCGAGCGGAACGUACUUCCGACCCUCCGGGCAUUGAGGUGGACUAGGGUCGGUGCGUAACGCCCGCUCGAGUUCAGCAUCGACCUCCCACACUACCGGUGCCACCAGACAAGACUCCGGCAGUAUGGGAGUGGGCUCCACGGACCUCUCCUCCGUGUCAUACCGCCGAGACAGUGCGUCUGCCUUACCGUUCUGUGACCCAGGGAUGUACGUGAUCUUAAAUGUGAACCGGGUCAAAAACAUAUUCCACCUCGCCUGGCGAGGGUUCAGUCUCCUCGCUGCCCGGAUGUACUCCAGGUUACGGUGGUCCGUCAAAAUGAGGAAAGGGUGUUGAGCCCCCUCAAGCCAGUGCCUCCACACCUUUAGGGCCUGUACCACGGCUAACAGCUCCCUGUCCCCUACGUCAUAAUUUCGCUCCGCCGGACUGAGCUUCUUGGAAUAAAAAGCACAGGGGCGGAGUUUAGGUGGCGCGCCGGACCGUUGCGAAAGCACGGCUCCUAUACCGGCCUCUGACGCGUCCACCUCUACCUGGAAUGGUAAAGAGGGAUCCGGAUGCGCCAGCACCGGGGCCGAGGUAAACAGGUCCUUCAGCCUCCCAAACGCCCUGUCCGCCUCGGCUGACCACUGCAGACGCACCGGACCCCCCUUCAAAAGAGACGUUAUGGGAGCUGCCACCUGUCCAAAACCCCGGAUAAACCUCCGGUAGUAAUUCGCAAACCCCAAAAACUGCUGCACCUCCUUCAGUGGUUGGCGUUUGCCAAUUACGCACGGCUGACACCCGGUCUACCUCCAUCUUCACCCCUGACGCAGACAACUGAUAACCCAAAAAGGAGACCGACUCCUGGAAAAACAGACACUUCUCUGCCUUGACAUACAGGUCGUGCUCCAACAGCCUCCGCAACACUCGGCGCACCAGGGCCACAUGCUCGACUCGGGUAGGCGAGUACACGAGAAUGUCAUCUAUGUACACGACCACCCCCUGCCCCUGCAUGUCCCUGAAGAUCUCAUCCACGAAUGAUUGGAAAACUGAAGGAGCGUUCAUCAACCCGUAUGGCAUGACAAGAUACUCGUAAUGGCCCGAGGUGGUACUAAAGGCUGUCUUCCAUUCAUCGCCCCCCCUAAUGCGGCCUAAUGCGCACCAAGUUGUACGCGCUCCUGAGAUCUAAUUUAGUGAAGAAACGCGCCCCGUGCAAUGACUCCGUCAUGGUCGCAAUCAGCGGGAGUGGAUAACUGUACUUCACCGUGAUCUGAUUGAGACCACGGUAAUCAAUGCACGGGCGUAACCCACCAUCCUUUUUCUUCACAAAAAAGAAACUCGAGGACGCAGGGGAAGUGGAGGGCCGUAUGUAUCCUUGUCUCAGAGAUUCGUCUAUGUAAGUCUCCAUAGCUCUCUUCUCCUCCUGAGACAGAGGAUACACAUGGCUCCGUGGGAGCGCAGCUCCUGCCUGGAGGUCUAUCGCACAAUCUCCCUGCCUAUGGGGAGGCAACUGCGUCGCCCUCGACUUACUGAACACAAUAGCCAAAUCCCCAUACUCAGGGGGAACGUGCAAUGCGGGCACCUGGUUUGGACUCUCCACCGAGGUAGCCCCUACGGAAACGCCUAAACAUCGACCCACACACUGGGCAGACCACUCCAUCAGAGCCCUCUCCUGCCACGAAAUAGACGGGUUAUGGGUACUCAACCAGGGCAUGCCCAGCACCACCGGAUACGCAGGCGAGUCGAUCAGAAAUAGCUGGAUCAUCUCCUGAUGACCCCCCUGCGUACACAUCCUAAGUGGCGCCGUGACCUCCCUGAUCAAGCCCGCACCCAACGGACGGCUAUCUAGGGCAUGAACGGGGAAGGGGACGUCAACAGGGAGAAGGGGAAUCCCUAAGGCUAAACAAAAUCUCUUAUCAACAAAAUUCCCAGCCGCGCCUGAAUCUACCAGCGCCUUAUGCUGGGAAUGAGGUGCGACCUGUGGAAAUCGCACAGGUAUACAGAAGUGUGCAACAGAGAGCUCUGGGUGAGUGGGGCGCCUACUCACCUGGAAGGGCUCCCCAGUGCGGGGCCUGUCGUCUUCUCCCCGAGGAGGCCAUCCCCAGCACCUAGCCGCGGUGUGUCCUCCCCGACCACAGUUGGUGCAGGAGAUGGACCCCCUCGUACUCCGACCCCUCCUCUCUCUAGCGCCAGCGCCCACGAGCUCCAUGGGGCACGGCUCGGAGGCGCUGGAGGGUGAAAUGGACGGACCCCCCUCGGGACGUCCGCGGGUAGCUAGCAGGGUAUCCAGCCUGAUGGACAUGUCGACUAACUGGUCGAACGAGAGGCUGGUGUCCCGACAGGCCAGCUCCCUACGGACGUCCUCACGUAGACUACAGCGGUAGUGAUCAAUGAGGGCCCGCUCAUUCCACCCUGCAUCCGCCGCUAGAGUCCGGAAUUCCAACGCGAACUCCUGGGCACUCCUCCUCCCCUGCCGGAGGCAGAACAGACGCUCCCCCGCCGCUUUCCCCUCCGGGGGAUGGUCAAACACCGCCCUGAAGCGGCGGGAGAACUCGGCGUACGUGAUGGUAGUAGCGUCUAUUCUCCUCCACUCAGCGUUGGCCCACUCUAACGCUUUGCCGGAAAGGCAGGAGAUCAGGGCGGACACGCUCUCGUGUCCCGAGGGCGCCGGGUGCACGGUGGCCAGGUAAAGCUCCACCUGGAGAAGGAAGCCCUGACACCCGGCAGCGGUCCCAUCGUAGGCCCUCGGGAGCGAGAGUCGAACUCCUCUGGGUUCCGGAGCGGGAAGGGGCUGACUCGCCGAUGGUGAGGGCAGGGAAGAUGGCGUUGGGGGUGUCCCUCGGGUCUCCCAGCGUUGGAGGGUGGUGAUCACCUCCUGCAGGGCGGACCCCAUCCGCAGGAUCUGGUCAUUCUGCUCCCGGACUCUGUCCUCCAACGUCUCCUGUGCGGCUGCGGCUCCUGCUGAUUCCAUUCGAGCAGGUGUGUGAUUCUGUCAGUGUAGCUGUAGGUGGGUGUGGUGGUGGAAUCAGGCGCAUGACGCAGAACGUUAGUCCAAAAGACUUUAGUAGAUGCACAAAACACAAGCACGAAUAAAUGCCCUGAGGCGAGAACUCCGCACGUAGGCGAAAACAAACGGGCGCACUAACAGGUGCGACGAAACACUCCAAACACUAUGGAGAAUAGCUAAACCGAGCAAACAGUAGAAUACUAGCCUACCGCACGACAGUAAAACAAUCACACACAACACUUGACAAACACAACGAGAACUUAUAGGACACUAAUGACACUAAACGAUAACAGGUGUAACAACAAUCAGACAAAAGCAAACGAACAUAGAAACAUGCAACGGUGGCAGCUAGUAUUCCGGAGACGACGAACGCCGAAGCCUGCCCGAGCAAGGAAGAGAGGCAGCCUCGGCCGAAACCGUGACAGUAUUGUGAGGUCCCUGGCAAUUCCCAGCCCUAGUUGUUUGACCUAGUUGUUUGACCUUGUCUCAUUUAAACAUCAAGGGACUAACUAACUUAGUGGGCAGAAUUAGGCAUGGGGCAUCAUAAUGACGCAAUCUUCCCAUGUGUAAACUGAUUUUUAUGGAAGUCAGAUAACCAGAUGAGACGUUUUUUAGACAUCUUUUGAGCAACCAUUAAAAUAUGUCUAUCUGGUUGUUAUUUAGUAAUCUGACCAGAUAACAUCCAAAAUAUGACAUCUUUAUGACUUCUUGGUGUAGUCAUGAAAAACACGUCUUUACCUGGUUGUAAUCUGGUUAUCCGAUAUGUCUCCUCAACCAGAAAACCACUUCUUGACAUCCAGACAAUAAUGUUCUGAUCACCCAAGCCAAUUUCUUUACACGAAAUGACAUAAUUACAACAACGUUUGUGAUGUCAUGGUUAGGUUAUAUACUGGUCGUAAAAGUCACCUCAUGCCAACUUUAGCUACAUGUAUAGUCUGUGCUUGAGAGUGCAACACUGGUGUGUCCCUUUGUGCCGUAGCAUCACACCCAUCUUCACCCUGUCCAGCGUGUCUGGAGAGAGUCUGGACCUGCUUAAGGUCUUCUUCAACAUCCUGCCUCCUCUCAGCAACAGCAAGGAGCAGGAGGAGCUCAUGCAGCAACUUACUGAGUUCCAGGUAGUACACCUGCGUAUGCACGCACGCACAUUAACGUAUACAAUUAUUGUGUGAAUGAUGUGUGUGCAUGGACAUUGUGUGGGUCCAUGCACACUCACAACUCACACAAUAAUACACGUACACACACAUUUGUGCACAAACAACUCACAAAUAUUACACACACGUACACUUUACCAACACACUACACCCAUCCAAACGCAUACAUGUAUUCAUGCACACGCAUAACAAAACAUACACCCACACAUACAUUGCAUACAUACGAGAUGUGAACAUGCACUUUCACACAUUCAGAUUCACACCCUUAUUCUGUGUCAAUGCUUGCAAAAUAUACUUCCUCAUUCCUCUGCUUGUGAAUAUAGGUAGAUGAGAUCUAUACAGUGCCAGAUGUGGGGACAGUGGUGGGAGGAACUCUCUACAGGUCAGUUGGCCAUACGUCAUAUUGAUACUCAUGAAUGGAAUGAUAAUGGAUUGAUUUAGAACUGUUCUAGGGAUUGUUCACCCAAAUUACAAAAUGAAAAUGGGGGGGUGGAGUCUUAUAGCUAUUCAGGAGUCUUAUGGCUUGGGGGUAGAAGCUGUUGAGAAGCCUUUUGGACCUAGACUUGGCGCUCCGGUACCGCUUACCGUGCAGUAGCAGAGAGAACAGUCUAUGACUAGGGUGGCUGGAGUCUUUGGCAAUUUUUAGGGCCUUCCUCUGAAACCGCCUGGUAUAGAGGUCCUGGAUGGCAGGAAGCUUGGCCCCAGUGAUGUACUGGGCCGUAUGCACUACCCUCUGUAGUGCCUUGCGGUCGGAGGCCAAGCAGUUGCCAUACCAGGAGGUGAUGCAACCAGUCAGGAUGCUCUCGAUGGUGCAGCAGUAGAGCAUUUUGAGGAUCUGAGGACCCAUGCCAAAUCUUUUCAGUCUCCUGAGGGGGAAUAGGCUUUGUCGUACCUUCUUUGCGGCUGUCUUGGUGUGUUUGGACCAUCAUAGUUUGUUGGUGAUGUGGACACCAAGGAACUUGAAGCUCUCAACAUAUUCCACUACAGCCCCGUCGAUGAGAAUGGGGGCGUGCUCGGUCCUCCUUUUCCUGUAGUCCACAAUCAUAUACUUUGUCUUGAUCACGUUGAGGCAGAGUUUGUUAUCCUGGCACCACACUGCCAGGUCUCUGACCUCCUCCCUAUAGGCUGUCUCAUCUUUGUUGGUGAUCAGGCCUACCACGGUUGUGUCGUCGGCAAACUUAAUGAUGGCGUUGGAGUCGUGCUUGGCCAUGCAGUCAUGCGUGAACAGGGAGUACAGGAGGAGACUGAGCACACACCCCUGAGGGGCCCCCGUGUUGAGGAUCAGCGUGGCAGAUGUGUUGUUACCUACCCUUACCACCUGGGGGCGGCGCGUCAGGAAGUCCAGGAUCCAGUUGCAGAGGGAGGUGUUUAGUCCCAGCUUAGUGAUGAGCUUUGAGGGCACUAUGGUAUUGAACGCUGAGCUGUAGUCAAUGAAUAGCAUUCUCACGUAGGUGUUCCUUUUGUCCAGGUGGGAAAGGGCAGUGUGGAGUGCAAUAGAGAUUGCAUCAUCUGUGGAUCUGUUGGGGCGUUAUGCAAAUUGGAGUGGGUUUAGGGUUUCUGGGUGGUGUUGAUGUGAGCCAUGACCAGCCUUUGAAAGCACUUCAUGGCUACAGACUUACGUGCUAACGUUUUAGCAUUUGUGGCACAAAUUCCAUUCAAGUCAUGGUAUCGAUAUUAGCAUUUUCCGCGCAUCAUGUUCACAUCCUAUAGGUGACUUUGUUGAGCUUUUUUUGUAAGAUACUUUCAGAGGAUUUGCUCAGUUAAGCUUUUAGCUAAUCAAAAACCAAUAGAGGUCAAUGUACUGCAAACGGUGUAACCCUGAAGUGCUGCUCCAAAUGAUUUGACCUGGAGAGUUCCACCUUGACAUGGCAUAUGUUUUUCCUCCCAUUGUCCCGCGGACAGUGGGGUGUGUCGCGAGGGGGAGAGGCUGGUGGUUGGUCCUACGGACGAGGGCCGUUUCCUGAGGCUGAAGGUGGGCAGCAUCCAUAGGAACCGCUCGGCAUGCAGGGUGCUGAGAGCCGGCCAAGCCGCCACACUGGCCCUGGGCAACUUUGACCGCUCGCUGCUCCGCAAGGUCAGAGGGUUCAGCCACAACACAACCGCACCGCAUGUGCCCAGAUGUGAAUUUUCAUGACUUUCAUUUAUUUAUCUAGAAGAUAUCGUAGUUUCCCCUCCCAUGUUCUAUGUUCUGCCAAUCACAUCCCUUAAUAUGACUGAACGUUGCAGGGUCACAUUUUGAAACAGGACGACUGCACAAACUGCUCAUGGUUAUGAUACUGUCAUCUGUCCUCUGUUUUGUGUGUUACAUGUGAAACCUCAAGCAUAGGUAGCAGGUCUGUGUAGCCUACUACGUUUUAAUGUUUGUUUAUUUUUGAAGCACUCCAGACAAGAAGUUCCCUCAUGGAAAAAAUUUAUGUAUUCUAUAAAUAAAGUUAUUCAAAAAUUGAUAGCUAUCAGUGAAAAACAUACUUUUGUCCUUGAACAAUCUGACACAAUGUCCAUGCACACUCAUAACACAAUAUAAUACACACAUACAUGCACAAACUACUCACAAGUCAUAUGUAGUAAAAAUGUAGUCUACUGUUGUUAUAAAAUCAGUCCCACAAUGGUUGUUCCUUUCCCAUCUCCCAAAGUACUUAUUGGUGUGUGUGUUGAAUAGGGUAUGGUGAUGGUCAGCCCGAAGAUGAACCCCACCAUCUGCUGGCAGUUUGAGGCGGCCAUCGUCCUUCUCUUCCACGCCAAAACAUUCCGUCGGGGCUUCCAAGUGACCGUGCACGUGGGGAACGUAAGACAGACGGCCACCGUGGAGUGCCUGCAUGGAAAGGUUAGUAAUAAUCAUUAUAAACUGGGUAGUUAGAAGUCCUGAAUGCUGAUUGACUGAAAGCCCUGGUAUAUCAGACAAUAUACCACUGGUAUGACGCAGAACUACUUGUUUACUGUUCUAAUUACCUCAGUAACCAGUUUAUAAUAGCAAUAAGGCACCUCAGGGGUUUGUGGUAUAUGGCCAAUAUACCACGGCUAAGGGCUGUAUCCAGGCACUCUGCGUUGCGUCGUGCAUAAGAACAGCCCUUAGCCGUGAUAUACUGGCCAUAUACAACACCCACACGUGCCGUAUUGCGUAACUAUACACUAUUUUUUAUUUUUUUUAAAUAUGUUUUAUUAUUUCAGUUGAUAAAUUAUAAGUUUUAUUCGUACAGCGUCUUUCAUACAUUGUAUUAUUCAGCCAAAUUUGUACAAGGUCAAAUGAAACAACAUUAAGCACCGCCUUAACACAGCAGUGCCUCAAUAUGGGCCGCAUUCAGUAGGACACAACUUUGUGCAACGUUCAGAUAGAGAUUUGAUUAUAUAGAACAAACAUGCCACUCUGCCAUGUAGAGGAAGAGGAAUCAGGUCAGCUCUAUCCAUGCCAUUUCUAUCUGCAACGUUCCACAACGUCUGCCUACUGAUUGUGGCCCUGCUGCUUUACUUCAACACUUCCCUGUUUUCACCACCAGGAGGAGCUGCGCACAGGCGAGAGGGCCGUGGUCUGCUUCCGCUUCAUCAAACACCCGGAGUACCUCCGCAUGGGCGCCAAGCUGCUCUUUAGGGAGGGCGUGACCAAGGGCAUCGGCCACGUCACCAGCCUCCUGCCCAACUCACACAACCAUGACCAGAACCAGAUCCACGACCAGAACCAGAGGGAGGUAGAGAAAUAG